AUGGCUUCCUCUGACAUUGCGAGCCGCUGUGUGGCCUCAACUUUCGCAACUCCAACUCUCUUCGGGGCUGAGUUUCUUUCCAUCGAAGCGAAUGUUGUCCCCGAUUAUAGCUUCGACGUCCCACGCGGCUGGACCUACUCACAGCCAGCUUUGAAUGUCCAGAAUGUCACUUUCUGCAACGUCACCGUCACCUAUACGCAUACUGGCCAGAACGAUACCCUUCACGCCGAAGCUUGGCUACCCAGCGAGAAUAAUUACAAUGGAAGACUGCAGUCCCUUGGAGGUUCUGGCUGGACACCAGGUCGCUAUAUCCUGACUUAUGCCGGCAUGAUCAACGCCGUGGCAAAUGGCUAUGCUUCUGUUACAACGGAUGCUGGUAUCCCCGAGGCCGCUAGCCCCGCUGAGUGGCUGUUGAUAACUCCUGGGAAUAUCAACACGAACGCACUGCAGAACUUUGGCCAAGUUUCACUGGAUGACGAGGCUAGUAUUGCGAAGCAGCUGAUUAAAAGCUUCUACGGUAAGGCUCCAUUGCAUUCCUACUGGAAUGCUUGCUCCCAAGGUGGUCGCCAAGGCCUCAAACUUGCUCAACAGUAUCCUUCUGCCUACAAUGGGACCAUCGCGGCUGCUCCAGCAAUCAACUGGGCUGAGUUCUACAUCAAUUCCAUCUGGUCGGUAUUCUACAUGGGGUCUACUCAGCAGUUCCCCACGAUUCUGGACGGGGUCAAGGAUGGCAUCAUCAGCGACGUUGACGCUUGUCGGCGCCAAUUUAACCCUUUCAAACAGGUUGGGAAGACUUUUCACUGCACCAGUACCAGGUCGAAGCUCAAGAUUAGCCGCGCUGCUGCUUCCGUCGCCAAUGCCUCGUGGACCGGUCCCCGCUUCUCUAACGGUAAGUUCAUGUACCCCGGCUACGAGAUCGGUACCGAUCUCCCCACGCUUGCCCCAAAAAACUGUACCGGCACAGUCUGCAAGAGUGGAGGCGAAGGCUCUGUCGAGUUUGCUUGGAAGACUUUUGUCAAGAAAGACAUGGCAGCAACACUGAAGAACGCCACUGGUCGAGAUUUCGAUACGAUUUACCGUCACGUCAAGCAGAUCUUUGCUUCCAACCUUGAGACCAACGAGGUUGAUCUACGAGACUUUAGAGAUGCUGGAGGAAAGAUGAUUACUUAUCAUGGCCUGGUAAUAUCUCUUGUAUUUAAGAUCCGACUUCAAGCUAACAUCUCCCAGGCUGACCCGAGCAUUUCCCCUGGUGGCACGCUUCAGUAUUACAAUAAGGUAUCGGACUUUGUAGGCAACGUCACUUCUUUCUAUAAGUAUUACCAGGUACCUGCUCUCGGACACUGCUGGGGCGGCAAGGGUGGUCAGCCCGAAGCGUUGUUUAACCAGCUCCGGGCUUGGGUAGAGAAUGGCACUGAGCCGUUCUCUACUCCUGUGGUUGUGACCAGGUCGGACAAUACGACUCAACAGCAGAUUCUGUGCCCUUAUCCCCAGAAGCCGAGUUUCAACACCUCCUGCAGUGCUAAAAAUUCAACGAGAUGUUGGUCUUGUGCCCAGUAA
Molecule: messenger RNA, 1557 nt
Organism: Fusarium oxysporum Fo47
Lineage: Eukaryota; Fungi; Ascomycota; Sordariomycetes; Hypocreales; Nectriaceae
Product: Tannase/feruloyl esterase
Exons: 3
Coding region: 1-1557 (518 amino acids)
Source: RefSeq, a predicted model, not a curated record